This is a messenger RNA of Cyprinodon variegatus (sheepshead minnow), 2088 nucleotides long. RefSeq names its product carbonic anhydrase 1. The record is from RefSeq and is a predicted model, not a curated record. Lineage: Eukaryota; Metazoa; Chordata; Actinopteri; Cyprinodontiformes; Cyprinodontidae. Gene Ontology annotation, molecular function: carbonate dehydratase activity; zinc ion binding. The transcript is spliced from 7 exons. Bases 162 to 944 code for a protein of 260 amino acids. Gene Ontology annotation, biological process: carbon dioxide transport. Gene Ontology annotation, cellular component: cytoplasm.
GUGGUCACUGUACGCGGACAUUUGGCCAAAGGCAGCCUGAGACGCGCUGCGCACAGGCUGCUAUAUAAACUGUGCGGCUGUCAGGUGGGGGACACUGGCAGCUCUGCACUACUCUGCUCUGCUCUGCGCUGGGAGAUUACAGCUCUGCAGAUUACAUUACAAUGUCUCACGCCUGGGGAUACGCAGCGAGUAACGGACCCGACAAAUGGGCCGACAGCUUCCCAAUCGCGAACGGACCCCGUCAGUCUCCCAUCGACAUCGUUCCUGGCGAAGCAUCCUUCGACUCGAAGCUGAAGCCGCUCGUCCUGAAGUAUGACCCGUCCACCUGCCAGGAGAUCCUCAACAACGGCCAUUCCUUCCAAGUGACCUUCGUAGACGACUCCGACAGCUCCACUCUGAAAGAUGGACCAAUCUCAGGGACCUACAGGCUGAAGCAGUUUCAUUUUCACUGGGGGGCUUCAGAUGACAAGGGAUCUGAACACACUGUGGCCGGGACCAAAUACCCAGCUGAACUCCACCUGGUGCACUGGAACACCAAAUAUCCAAGCUUUGGGGAAGCUGCUAGUCAGCCUGAUGGGCUUGCUGUUGUUGGAGUCUUCUUAAAGAUUGGUGCUGAAAAUGCAAAUCUCCAGAAACUUAUUGAUGCAUUUGACUCAAUCAAGACCAAAGGAAAGCAAAGUUCCUUUGCUAACUUCAACCCUGCAACAUUGCUACCUGGCUGCCUAGACUACUGGACUUAUGAUGGCUCUCUAACCACACCCCCUCUCCUGGAAAGUGUUACCUGGAUAGUCUGCAAAGAGCCAAUCAGCGUCAGCUCUGCACAGAUGGGCAAAUUCCGCAGCCUUCUGUUCUCUGCUGAGGGUGAAUCUGAAUGCUGCAUGGUGGACAACUACCGCCCUCCCCAGCCCCUCAAGGGUCGCCCUGUCCGUGCUUCCUUCAAGUAGUUGCCAUCCCCCUCUUUUACCCUUUUACCCUACUUGCCCUUUAUCCAUCCUAUCCCUGCUUUCAUAAGUACCUAUUUUGCAGUAAACCCUAGAAAGAACACAUAUCUUUUUCCGUCCAGUUUUAAAGCUUGAAUUCCAGUAACACCAUUGCAUCCAGGAGGAAACACUGAAUCCACAAAUUUCUUGUAUGUAAGGGAUGUAAGGAAAUGGGAUUUACAUUUAUUUUAUGUAGUAUACCAGCAAGCAAGGCCUGUUAUAAUUCAUUUCUUACAAACAAACUCUUCAUAGUGGCUGAAAUAAUUUCACCAGAAUGGUGCUCUGGAGCUAUCAGGAGGCACAAGCUGUAUAGCUCCAGUCUAUGGGAGAUGAUAAUGCCAUAUCACCAUCUGUGAGGGGGGUGGGGGGUAAGGUGCCAAAGUGAACAAACCAACAUGUAGGACAAUCCGGCUGUCAAUCUUGCUGUAAUCUCUGACUGCCUUGCCGUCCUCCACAGCACAGCAGCUUACUGAAAUGAUGUAACCUCCUCCUUUGCAAGUGAUUGACGUAGAAAAUCCCCCUCUGGCUCACAGACACACACACCAUCACACGUGCAGUCCCAUGCAAACAUGCUGCCUGAAGGCAAUGACCUCCUUAUUGACACAAAUCGUACGGCAGUAUACGGCAUAAGGGCUGUCUUUUUUAUUUUUAUGAUGGAUUGUCUCUUAGAUCCUCCCAGUUCAUGCAUAUUAGGCCUUAAGCAAUUCCUAAAUAAUGCAUUUUGACAAAAAGCUUUUUUCUCAAACCCCUAUAUAGUUAUAGCAGUAAAGAUAAAUCAAAUAUAUUGUAGAGUCCUGAGGUGGUAUAAGCGCACAGUAGACCUAUGUUACAUUGCCAAUGAAGAAACCUUCCUGAGAGGCCAAGCAACUUGCCAAAAGAGAAGAUUAUCCUGUCAGCCUGGUGUCCUCUUGAGAGGAAUGAUCAACAAGAGGCCAUUUAAGACCUCUGAGUGUAGCGUUUCAAAAGAGGGAUGUUUCAUCAGAAAGAUUUGAAUAAACUAUAUAAUGAUAAUAAAAUAUCUAACUGGAAAUCAGUAAUGAGGCUGUCCCAGGUGUGUGAUGUGACUUUUUUGGGUAUGGUCCUUUCCUAGUUGAAUAAAUAUAUUUUA